Molecule: messenger RNA, 1727 nt
Organism: Aspergillus pseudotamarii
Lineage: Eukaryota; Fungi; Ascomycota; Eurotiomycetes; Eurotiales; Aspergillaceae
Product: glycoside hydrolase family 43 protein
Exons: 1
Coding region: 398-1402 (334 amino acids)
Biological process (GO): carbohydrate metabolic process
Molecular function (GO): hydrolase activity, hydrolyzing O-glycosyl compounds
Source: RefSeq, a predicted model, not a curated record
AACUAACUCCAAAUGUCCAGUGCUUAUUAAUUCUCGUCAAGAAUUGUUUUGGUCUUGAGAUCACUUCGUUGAGUACCAUCGCAUUUAACCACGAUGCAUAUUUCAUACCAUGGGCAUUCUAGCUCACCCGCCAGGUACACACGAAAACUACUAAAAUCAGCCAAGUUUCCCGACACGGCUUAACGUAGCCCUAACGAUAACUGAUGGAAAUCAUUUAUCCGCGGGGUAAACUUGCGGGGGAAGCUCUUGGUAUCCAGGUUUUAGGCUGUCCGGCUAAAGUAGACGAUUUACCAUUAGAUAGAUAAAUACAGCUUCAUAUCUCCAACCCCAACAACCACGCAAAAUAAAAUAAAAAAGAACGACCAAAAGUCGCAACUAACAAUUACAAUCACUCAAAAUGUCUAACUCCAACCCCCCUCUGAUAACCCACAUGUACACCGCCGACCCCUCUGCUCACGUCUUCAACAACAAAGUGUACAUCUAUCCCUCCCACGACCGUGAAACAGACAUCCAAUUUAACGAUAAUGGCGACCAAUACGAUAUGGUAGACUACCACGUCUUCUCCAUGGACUCCAUCUCCGGUCCCGUAACAGACCAUGGCGUCGUCCUGACUCUCUCCGACGUCCCCUGGGCAAGCAAGCAGCUCUGGGCACCUGAUGCAGCAACCAAAGAUGGUAAAUACUAUCUCUAUCUCCCCGCCCGGGAUCACGAAGGUAUAUUCCGGAUCGGGGUAGCUGUGGCCGACAAACCGGAGGGUCCGUUCACGGCCCAGAAGAGUUUCAUCGCGGGGAGCUAUAGUAUUGAUCCUGCGUCGUUUGUGGAUGAUGAUGGCAAGGCGUAUCUUUAUUUUGGGGGCAUUUGGGGUGGGCAGUUACAGUGUUGGUCGAAGGGUGCUGGUGCGGAUGCUGUGGGGGAAUGGGUGUUUGAUGCUUCGAAGACGGGGCCUCAGGAACCGUCUGGUGAAAAUGAGAUUGCUCUCCAUCCGCGUGUUGCGCAGUUGACGGAUGAUAUGUUGGAGUUUGCGACCCCUGUGCAGGAGCUGGUUAUUUUGGACCAGGAUGGGGGCGGUCCUAUUAAGGCUGAUGAUCACGAGCGUCGCUUUUUCGAGGCCUCUUGGAUGCAUAAGUAUAACGGGACGUAUUAUUUUAGUUAUUCGACUGGGGAUACGCAUUAUAUUGCGUAUGCGACUGGGGAAAGUCCGUUCGGUCCGUUUAGAUACAGGGGUCGCAUAUUGGAGCCUGUAUUGGGAUGGACGACGCACCAUUCGAUUGUGGAGUUCGGGGGGCGCUGGUGGAUCUUUUAUCACGAUUGUGAACUUUCCAAGGGCGUGAGUCAUUUGAGGAGUGUGAAGGUUCGGGAGAUUGCGUAUGAUAAUAAGGGAGAUAUCUAUUUAGUGGACUGAAUGAAUGAGAAGAUUUUGUGAGUCAAUUGUACUUGUAUUGAGUCUUGGUUCUUUAGUUGGGACGAAUGUAGGUUUCGUGUAUGAACUAUUGCGUAGUGUAGGUCUAAUGCGCCAUUCCCUUUUCUCGGUUCUCGACGACAAGGUUCCAGUACUUCUCGCGACUGCGUAUGCGUAGUGUCUUGCCAUAUUUGAUCAUGACAAGGAAGACGGAUGCGCAGGCCAUGCCGAUGAAUGCGGCGGAGAUGAAGCAGUUUUGAUAUCCCAAGUUAUUGAUCCAGGGGGUGAUGCUGCAUCUCGUUAGCAUGUACCGCUACUUUUGGAUAGA